AUUUAGGCUUCUGACUUGCAUUGGUUUCCAUAGAACCUAGGAGCCUAAAUACCUUGAUAGAUCUGGGCCAGUGUUCUGAAAACUGAAUGGACAGGAUCUACAUGUGUAUAUUUCAUCAGAGUGCAAACUAACCAUGAUAACAUCCCAAUUUUAUUAACAGAUAGGAAAAGACUGACAAUAUGGCAACUGCCCAGAUGCAAAGAAAUUCUAUGAGUGCAGUAAUAUUUCCUAAUAAAAUAUGUACUGAACAGCAGUCUUUGAUAUUGGUGAAGAGACUCCUAGCAGUAGCAGUAUCCUGCAUUACUUACCUAAGAGGAAUUUUUCCAGAAUGUGCCUAUGGAACAAGAUAUCUAGAUGACCUCUGUGUCAAGAUUUUGAAGGAAGACAAAAACUGUCCUGGGUCCACUCAGUUGGUGAAAUGGAUGUUAGGAUGCUAUGAUGCUUUGCAAAAGAAAUAUCUAAGAAUGGUUGUCCUAGCAGUCUACACUCAUGCAGAAGACCCUCAGACAGUUACAGAAUGUUAUCAGUUCAAAUUCAAAUACACCAACAAUGGGCCAGUAAUGGAUUUCACCAGGUAUUGUCUUCCUGUUACACCACCUGAUUACCAGCCUCCUGGUUUUAAAGAGGGUGAUUGUGACACAAUGAUAUUUGAGGGGGAGCCUAUUUACCUAAAUGUGGGCGAGGUGCCAACCCCUUUUCAUAUGCUGAAAGUUAAAGUGACAACUGAGAGAGAACGAAUGGAAAAUCUUGAUAAAAACAUGCUAAAGCAAGGAGACUAUAAGGUGCCUACGCAGUUAAUCACACUGGACAAAGAUGAUCCAGAAGAACAGGACCAGCAAAUAAAUGAAGAUUUUGUGGCAGAUAAUAAAAUGGAAGUUCAGAAAAAUGCAAAUACAUCUGUAAAAGUUGGAGAAUUAAAUUUAACUUGUGAAGAAAAUGAACUUAUGAGGUCUGAAGAAAGCCAGAAUAAACCUGUUUCUAAUUCUCAGGUUGAUCAGUUAGCAAUUAAAACAUCUGAACUUGAUGUGUCAGAGAGCAGGACAAGAAGUGGAAGAAUAUUUCAGAUCAACACAGUUGGUGAAAAUCAGGCUCAGGAACAUUGCAAAAAUCGUUUAGUAGCUAAGAGUUCUAGAGAAACCCAGAAGAGAAAUUGGUCUGAGUCUCAAAAACUUGUUCAUCAGUACGAACUCUCCUCUAGUCAAGAUGCACUGCCGAAAAGGAGAAAAUUUAGCGAACCAAAGGAGCGGUUUUAGAUAUCAUCUCCCUG
Chelonoidis abingdonii (Abingdon island giant tortoise) is the source of this 1267-nucleotide messenger RNA. Lineage: Eukaryota; Metazoa; Chordata; Testudines; Testudinidae. The record is from RefSeq and is a predicted model, not a curated record.